Messenger RNA from Rosa rugosa (rugosa rose), 1656 nucleotides. RefSeq lists its product as uncharacterized. The transcript is spliced from 13 exons. Gene Ontology annotation, biological process: ribose phosphate metabolic process; nucleoside phosphate metabolic process. Lineage: Eukaryota; Viridiplantae; Streptophyta; Magnoliopsida; Rosales; Rosaceae. The record is from RefSeq and is a predicted model, not a curated record. Gene Ontology annotation, molecular function: ADP-ribose pyrophosphatase activity; ADP-glucose pyrophosphatase activity. The coding region runs from base 1 to 1593 and encodes 530 amino acids.
AUGGCUCGUGCUGGUCGACCCGAAACCUCGACGGUGGGGGAGGAAAACACCGCUCGCCAGCAACGUGAGGAUAGGUUAGAGAGCAAUAGUGUUGCUAGCGGUUCCGCUGAUGGGGGAGAGGCUGGAUGGGAGGAGAUAGAGUCAGUCUGGGUUCUCCGUGACGGUACCCCUGUUGAUGAGGCGGGGGGUCCGAUGACUGUAUCGGCCGUGAAUCGGCUGAAGGGGGUGUUUCGCCUUCUUGGCGUAGUGAAGUUGCGCCCGCCGACAAGGGACGAGAAAGCAUCAAUUCUGCCAGCAGGGUUGCUGAUGGCGCUCAACUCACUCUGGCAGUUAUCUGGUUGUGAAGGUCUGACCGUGGUGGAGGUGCUGCACUUCUACGAACUGGUUUACGUGAGGCGCCAAGGCUGUAGCGGACAGCGUCUCUGUUUCUAUGUAGCGGGCCUGCGUUUUACGUUGACAUGCGAGGAUCAAAGGGUGCUGGCAGAAUCGCAACUUGCUGGACCUGCGUCUGCUUACCGGCUGGGAGCUGUUGGCGGAUCUGAAACUAACCCGUCUUCCUUCCGCGACUCGUUUGAUAAAGCCAUGGACCGUGCGGAACUGCAGAAUUUUCUUGAGGGCAUGUACGCCACUGGGUUGACUGCGAAGCAAACCGUCAUCGAUCCGCAAACUCUGGCGGUGAGCCAGUCGGAGACCGAGGUGGUGAUGCUGAUGCCGCACCAUUCCCAUCUUGCCGCCGCUGGUCUCUUUGGAGCUGACAGAGGAGAUUCUCCGAAGCAUGGAAGUUGGGCUGGCUUUCAGGGACUACGUUACUUGAUAGAAAAGAUUGAAUUUGAAAAUCUACUUCACAAAGCUUCAGUGUCUUUUUGUGCAACUCGAGUUGCUUCUUCAGGCCAUGGUGGGUAUUCGUAUCUCUUGGAGCCUCUGUGCUGGUUGGGAUUGAUUACAAAUGGGCACUUGCUCCCCGUUGGUUGUAGCAAGCUCGUUCAAGCUUCCAUGUCGUUGAUCCCCAGAACCACACUCACACUCACACUCCCCAGAACACUCCUCGCCCUUCGAUCCUUCUCCUGCAAAAUGUCAUCCGACCCGCCACCGUUGACUCACUCCCUCACUCUCCCGAGUCAACUCGCCGCCGAGCCCGUCCAGAUCGUCGCCGCCCCCCACAUCUCCUCCUCCCAGUUCAGGAGCGCUAUUGAUUCGUCUUUGUUUAAGCAGUGGCUGAAGAACAUGGAGAGUGAAACUGGGAUUCUAAGCGACGGUUCUUUGGCUCUGAAACGAGUUCUAAUUCAGGGUGUGGAUAUGUUUGGAAAGAGGAUUGGGUUUCUGAAGUUUGAAGCAGAUGUGAUUGAUAAAGAAACAGGGGAAAAGGUUCCAGGUAUUGUGUUUGCACGCGGACCGGCUGUAGCUGUGCUUAUACUUUUGGAAUCGGAGGGCAAGGCUUAUGCUGUUCUUACUGAACAGGUUAGAGUACCUGUUGGAAGGAUCAUACUGGAGUUGCCUGCUGGAAUGUUGGAUGAUGACAAGGGUGAUUUUCUCGGCACCGCAAUCCGUGAGGUGGAAGAAGAGACUGGCAUAUGCCUAAAACAAGAAGACUAAUCAACUCUUGUAAUGAUUAUAUUCAGUUUUGUAGCCUUCAGUUACGUCUUCUUAAUUUUUCAC